AUGGACGAAGGAUUCGAGUCUGACACUCUCAUCGGAGUUGGACACUCAACUCCCACCAGGAACAGCAACAUCAACUUCAACAACAACAUCAACGAGAACAUCACCCCUGCCGAUCCCACCAGCAACUAUGCCCCCUUCGGACCCACUUGGUCUGCUCCUUCCACCCCCUCGGUCCCCAGUAACGUAUCUCUCCCCGCCGACUCGAUCUUCAAAAACAUGUCUUCCCCAGCCAGGAGCACUAUCGGACCAAGGAACUCGCUGAAAUAUAGCUUACGGAUGGACGAGGGAGACGAGGACACCCUUCUUAUCGAGAAGAGUAGGAUUCUUGAACACCUCCGGCACGCAACCGCCGAGGUCGAUGAACUGGAGAGUCGACUCCAGGCUGUGAGGCGGCAGCGAGCACGUGCAGUUGUUGAUGCUCUAGAGAGUCAUCAAAAGGCACAGGAAUCAGAGGCCAAGGAGAUGAGGUACCUGUCAUUGCAGAGUGAGGCUGAACGGGAAGUGGGAAGCACGUCGCAGGAGAUCAAGACCAUGUCCGAUGUGCCUGUAAAGACUCUCCUCAACACGCUGACGACACAGGGACAAUCGGGCAUCAAUCUAGCCAUGGUUCAGAGACUCCAGAGUUUUACCGACUUUGUAUUCACGUCGAUCGAGAGCCAUGUUAUUUCGACAUCAGAGUCUGAGAGCGGGAAUCGACGAUACAGGAUCGCGGGAUCGUGUUAUCGCUUGGAGUUUGAGGUCAAGUUCAUUGUCCACGAACCAGCCCUUAACCUUACAGGCCUGAAAAUCACGUUACCACACAGCGUCCGACAAGAACUGGGCCAGUUUGUAUCCAGUGCUGAGAAACACGCCAUGCUACUGCCCUUCUUCAGGGUACUCUUGAAUUAUGCCCAGAUGGACUACGAUCGCAGGACGCUGAUGAACAACCUUGCCCAACGAUUUCCUCGUCUCCUCAAAGCCAAUCACGCCUUCUUCAAGCUGUCAAAAUCCAAGGUGCGAUCACCGUCGUUGGGCUUUGACAAGACCGAUGCCUCUUCAAGGUGGGCCCUUCCUGGAGGUCCUGGAGUACAGACACUCACAUUCAGUGGCACAAGGUGGGAACACGACUCUGACUCAGAGGACACAACCAUGGCUGCCCCAACGGCCGAAUCAGAGGUCAGCACACCAGCAGCUGCCUUGAAGGAGAGUCUGUUGGCUCGGGGACACGAUGACUCUCUGGUUGAUAGAAACCAAGACCCGUUCGCCGACCAUACGGAGGAGAUCCAAGACGAGGUCUCACACAUGGUGGUUAAGACGAAUCUAGAUGGUGCCCAGUCGACGACAACAACGACAGCGUCCCACGAUGGCACACCUGCCUGUUCGACGUCGACCUCUUUGACCUCGUUGGCUUCUAUUCCCUCUCCGGCUUCUAUGACCUCAUCGUCCAUGGAACCUGCCGGUCCAAACAGAUCCAAGGCGCCUUCAUCGUCAUCGACUCCCAUUGAGCCUACUGAUUCUCGCCCAAGUAUCGAUCGCACUCAAGACAGCGGGAACACUUACAACCGAUCGGGGCACUGGUCCUUCUCUACCUCGUCGGCCUACUCGUAUUCGGCACCGACACUCUCCAUGUCGAGCCUCAUCCACUCCAAGGAGUCCGUCUACGCUGCGGUGCCCGUCUCGUCCGAGCUGUACAUCAUCCCCAAGUCAAGCCGUGGAUUCCAUUGGAACGGAGACCUUUUCUUGAAGCCUCACCAGCGUCGCAGUCUGGGAGUAGAUCACAUGUUUAGCUCAUCUUCGGCACACCACCACACCAACCAUAGCAUCAACGACAGCAGCAGCGUCUAUGGAGGGGCGGGACCAUCGAGUGGUCAGCAUCAGAGUCAACAUAUCCACAACCAGGACUCUUCUGUGAUGGUGCAUGAGAUUCGUUUGGACGAGCACGAGAUAGAUGGGAUCUUGCCCUCAUGGCCUUGA
Messenger RNA from Linnemannia hyalina, 1953 nucleotides. Lineage: Eukaryota; Fungi; Mortierellomycota; Mortierellomycetes; Mortierellales; Mortierellaceae. The record is from the annotation of a GenBank genome assembly.